Molecule: messenger RNA, 849 nt
Organism: Spirometra erinaceieuropaei
Lineage: Eukaryota; Metazoa; Platyhelminthes; Cestoda; Diphyllobothriidea; Diphyllobothriidae
Source: the annotation of a GenBank genome assembly
AUGGGUUCGCCGAUUUCGGGGUUCAUCGCUGAGGCGGUACUGCAACGGUUAGAGUCGCUGGUCUUCCAACACCACAAACAGAAGUUCUGGGCCCGGUAUGCGGAUGAUACCUUCGUCGUUAUCGAUCGGGAUCAACUGGUGACAUUCAAGGGACUCCUGAAUGCGGUCUUCUCGGACAUACAAUUUACGAUGGCGGAGGAAGAGAACAAACAGCUGGCCUUCCUGGAUGUCCUAAUAUGCCGCAAGGAUUGUGGUGGACUAAAGACCAAAGUGUUCAGGAAAGCGACAAAUACGGUGCAAGUACUGAACUUCAACAGCAACCACCCAAUCAGUCACAAACGCAGUUGUGUAAGGAAGCUCUCUCGGCGUGUUGAAACGCACUGCAGUGAGCCGGAAGACAAGAUUGCUGAACUACAAUACCUCCGACGGGUAUUCAAAGCCAAUGGCUACCCGCGCAACUUUGUCAACCGGUGCAUACGCAAAAGGAACGAAAGGCCUAACCGCACGGACACCAAAGUUUGGCGAGCGCUUCCAUGUGUCAGAAACGUUUCGGAAGCUGUUGGCCGCCUUCUCACACCACUUGGGGUUGGAGUUGCACACAGGCCGGAGGCAGCCAUCAGGCGUCAGUUGAUGAAACCAAAAGACCCACUGCCACGGCAAGAAACGUCUGGAGUCGUUUAUCGGAUCUGGUGCAGUUGCGGACAAAGCAACUACGUCGGAGAAACCGGAAGACAGCUCCGAACGCGAAUGGCCAACCACGCUGCAGCAGUGCGGAGAAAUGACGCCAGCUCUCAAGUCGCGGCUCAAUCGACGGGUUCCGGCCACACAUUCAAAUUUGACGAGGCCUAA